AUGCGCGAAGUCGCGAAGAAGCUCAAUCCUGCGCUGACGUUGGAGAAUUCGGGCAGCGUCGCCCGAGACCACCUCGCCUCUGAACGCACUUUUCUCGCGUACGUGCGGACGAGUCUCACUAUAGCCUCCAUGGGAGUCGCGCUGGUGCAGCUCUUCACAAUCGCCGGAGACAAGAACCAACAGCUGACAAGAUACUCGCGGCCGCUUGGAGCGACCAUCAUCAUCGUUGGCUUGUGCACGCUCUUCCUGGGCGUGUCGCGGUACUUCACGGUGCAGUAUGCACUCGUGGUGGGGAAGUUCCCAGUUGCGCGGGUCAGUACGGUCUUGGUCGCCGUCGCGUUAUGUGCUAUCAUCACAGCCAUCUUCGGCAUCUUGCUGGCAGAAAGGAGUUGA
Messenger RNA from Fomitopsis serialis, 393 nucleotides. RefSeq lists its product as uncharacterized. The transcript has 2 exons. The coding region runs from base 1 to 393 and encodes 130 amino acids. The record is from RefSeq and is a predicted model, not a curated record. NCBI's taxonomy places the organism in Eukaryota, Fungi, Basidiomycota, Agaricomycetes, Polyporales, Fomitopsidaceae.